CUUUAGAAUAUUGGCGGUUUUGGAUCAUAUGCAAGCAAAUCUUUUCAAGCUCCAAGUGAUCUCUUGAUGUAGGCUUUUAGCAUUAAAAAUAACCUACAUUUCAGAUUUGGCCGAAAAAGAUCAUGUAUUAUACACCGUGAUGAUCCCAAAAGUCAGAUAUUCUUAUCUUCCAAGGAAAAUGACAGCCCUGGGAAGAUUCACCAAAGCGAUUUAAAAGCGGUUAAUAUUUGCAAGACCUGUUCCACUACAUAUCCCCUCCGCCAAGCUUUAAAUUCCUCUGAUGGAUCCUCUCCUGCACUACCUGUUUACUUUAGUCUGCAGCCUUGUUGCCCUUUUGAGUUGCAUUUACUUUUAUCAGUCGAAGAAACCAAGCACUCACAGGAAAAGAGUCUGCACUGCGCCACAAGCUGGCGGUGCGUUACCUGUCAUCGGCCACAUGCACCUCUUGGGUGGCCAGCAACUCACCCACAAAACAUUAGGUGCCAUGGCUGACAAAUAUGGACCUGUUUUUUCCAUAAGGCUAGGAUCACACAGCGCCCUGGUUUUAAAUAGCUGGGAAAUGGCCAGAGAGUGUUUCACCGUCCAUGAUAAAGUCUUCUCCACUAGACCAGUCCUUACUGCCUCAAAGGUUCUAGGCUAUAAUUAUGCGAUGUUCGGGUUCGCUCCUUAUGGAUCCUACUGGCGCGAGAUUCGUAGAAUUGCUACAAUUGAACUUCUGUCAAGCCACCGGAUUGAUAUGCUCAAACAUAUACGUGCUUCAGAGGUAAAGACUGCAGUAAGAGAAUUGUACAAGUCAUGGCUUAGCAAAGGUGGUGGAGAAACUGGAGUAUUGGUAGAUAUGAAACAGUGGUUCGGCGAUCUAACUCAUAAUAUUGCUCUGAGAAUGGUGGGAGGGAAAAGGUUCUUCGGACCGAAUGCUGAUUGUGAGGAAGCAGAAGCACGAAGGUGUCAAAAAGUGAUGAGGGAUUCCGCUUACCUGUUUGGAGUGUUUGUCGUGUCCGAUGCAUUACCAUUUAUUGGGUGGUUGGAUUUUCAAGGAUAUGAAAAAGCCAUGAAAAGAACUGCAAAAGAAUUGGACAUUCUACUAGGAGGGUGGCUCGAGGAGCAUAAGCAGAAGAAACAUUUAGGUGGAGGGUUGAAAAAAGAGCAGGAUUUCAUGGAUGUGAUGCUGAACAUCCUGGAAGACGCCAAGAUUACUAGUUUCGAUGCCGACACCAUCAACAAGGCUACUUGCUUGAAUUUAGUUUUGGCAGGGAGUGACACAACCAUGAUCACUCUCACCUGGGCCCUAUCUUUGCUACUGAACAAUCCUCGCGUGCUAAAGAGGGCCCAAGAUGAGCUUGACAUGCACGUUGGAAAGGAUAGACUAUUGGAAGAAUCUGACAUCAGAAACCUGGUCUACCUUCAUGCCAUUGUCAAGGAAACACUGCGCUUAUACCCGCCUAGUCCAAUCAUUUUCCGGGCAUCAAUGGAAGAUUGCACUCUCUCGACUGGCUACCACAUUCCGGCAGGUACACGAUUAAUGGUAAAUGCCUGGAAGAUUCAACGUGACGAGCGUGUGUGGCCAGACCCACAUGUUUUUAAACCUGAGAGAUUUUUAACUAGCCACAAGGAUAUGGAGUUUCGAGGCCAGACUUUUGAACUCAUCCCUUUUGGCUCGGGAAGAAGGUCCUGCCCUGGGGUCUCACUAGCCCUCCAGGUGGUGCAUUCGGCACUGGCUAGUUUCUUACAAAGUUUUGAAGUUUCUAAGCCAUCGAAACUCGAAGAUAUAGAUAUGACAGAAAGUACAGGAUUAACAAAUCUGAAAGCAACCCCGCUUGAAGUUCUCUUUACUCCACGUCUUGAUUCCAAGCUCUAUGGUUUGGGCACAGAAUUAAUAUAGUAAUUAUCAGUAAAGAAAAUGUAAGCUGUGGUGAUUAGAGCGGUCAAGGUAAGGGCUUAUUACAAGGGUUCUACCCUGCUUGUUACUCUAGGCUUUCCUGAAUUGAUCAUUGCUAUGUACUUAUUGGUUU
Messenger RNA from Theobroma cacao (cacao), 2012 nucleotides. Its product is annotated as cytochrome P450 CYP82D47-like. Gene Ontology annotation, molecular function: oxidoreductase activity, acting on paired donors, with incorporation or reduction of molecular oxygen; monooxygenase activity; iron ion binding. The record is from RefSeq and is a predicted model, not a curated record. Lineage: Eukaryota; Viridiplantae; Streptophyta; Magnoliopsida; Malvales; Malvaceae.